Molecule: messenger RNA, 246 nt
Organism: Trichomonas vaginalis G3
Lineage: Eukaryota; Parabasalia; Trichomonadida; Trichomonadidae
Product: SLEI family protein family
Exons: 1
Coding region: 1-246 (81 amino acids)
Source: RefSeq, a predicted model, not a curated record
AUGCUUCUUCUCUUCAACAAUGUACUUCCUCUCUUGAUCAAGAUGCUUCCUCUCUUCAUCAAGAUGCUUCCUCUCUUCUUCAAAGUACUUCCUCUCUUGAUCAAGGUGCUUCCUCUCUUCUUCAAAGUACUUCCUCUCUUGAUCAAGGUGCUUCCUGUCUUCAUCAAGAUGCUUCUUCUCUUCAACAAUGUACUUCCUCUCUUCAACAAUGUACUUCCUCUCUUCAGAUUAUAUAUCAUUUAUUAA